Molecule: messenger RNA, 420 nt
Organism: Caenorhabditis bovis
Lineage: Eukaryota; Metazoa; Nematoda; Chromadorea; Rhabditida; Rhabditidae
Source: the annotation of a GenBank genome assembly
AUGAGAUUCAUCGUUUUGUGCGCCUUGAUCGGAGUAUGUCUUGCGAUGCGCGAUCAGUCGAUCGCCGUCAAGGGAAAAUUGGUGUGCGGCAACAAGCCGGCGAACAAUGUGCGUGUUAAGCUUUGGGAAGAGGACUCUGGUCCAGAUCCAGACGAUCUUCUUGAUCAAGGAUACACCGAUGCUAAUGGCGAAUUCAAUCUCAAAGGAGGAACUGCUGAAUUAACCACUAUCGAUCCAAUCUUCAAAGUCUACCACAACUGUGACAAAGGACUCAAGCCUGGAAGCAGAAAAAUCAAGUUCAAGCUUCCAUCGUCUUACAUCACCAACGGAAAGGUCCCGAAGAAGACGUUCGACAUUGGGGUUCUCAAUCUUGAGACCGUUUUCGCCGAAGAGGAACGAGAGCUGAUUGUUUCGAAAUAA